Carya illinoinensis is the source of this 3839-nucleotide messenger RNA. RefSeq names its product FACT complex subunit SPT16-like. The coding region runs from base 117 to 3590 and encodes 1157 amino acids. The transcript has 5 exons. Lineage: Eukaryota; Viridiplantae; Streptophyta; Magnoliopsida; Fagales; Juglandaceae. The record is from RefSeq and is a predicted model, not a curated record. Gene Ontology annotation, biological process: transcription elongation by RNA polymerase II; positive regulation of transcription elongation by RNA polymerase II. Gene Ontology annotation, cellular component: FACT complex. Gene Ontology annotation, molecular function: nucleosome binding.
AAAAAGUCUUUGUAAUGAUCCCCCCUGCAUAAAUGGUGUCUAUCUCCAACAAACCAAGAAGAAAUUGCAGAACCGGUGAGUGGAGACUGGAGAAGAACCGGGCCUCCACCGUAUAGAUGCAUUUUUCCAAAAACUUUUUCGCAUCAAUUUCAGAGACCCAGUUGACCGUGAAUCCGCUUGUUGAAUCGACGAUCGCACACGGAUUCUUAGACAAAGUAGUACUUAUUUUAAUAUAUGGAGGAUCGGGAGCUCCAUUUGGGGAAUUGAAGAAUCAAUUAACUUUUGAUGCAAACUGCGAAGCAAUCAAAGAAGCUUUUUGCAGAUCAGAAUGCUCUAUUGGCCGUCUUUUCAAGAACACAUCUAAACAAUUCUCAAUGGCUGAACAUCGGAAUGGCAAUGCAAAAAUUGCAACUGGCAAGGCAUCGGGAGCCACCAACCCAUAUGCCAUCAAUCUGGAAAACUUCAGCAAGCGGUUAAAAUUGUUGUAUUCACAUUGGAAUGCACAUAAGGGUGAUUUAUGGGGUGAUUCCGAUGCUCUGACCAUAGCAACACCCCCAACUUCUGAGGAUCUACGGUACUUGAAAUCCUCGGCUUUGAACAUCUGGUUGGUUGGUUAUGAGUUCCCAGAAACAAUUAUGGUCUUCAUGAAGGAGCAGAUCCAUUUCUUGUGUAGCCAGAAAAAGGCAUCUCUUCUUGAUGUUGUGAAAAGGUCUGCCAAAGAUGUUGUUGGUGUUGAAGUCAUGGUGCAUGUUAAGCCCAAAAAUGAUGAUGGAGCUGGACUAAUGGAUAGUAUAUUUAAAGCUGUCAAUGCUCAGUCAAACUCCAGUCGUCAUGAUGCUCCUGUCGUUGGACACAUAGCAAGAGAGGCUCCUGAAGGAAAGCUUUUGGAAACUUGGGCUGAAAAGUUGAAGAGUGCUAAUUUUGAGCUAAGCGACAUAACAAAUGGGUUCUCCAAUCUGUUUGCUGUCAAAGACAAUGUUGAGUUGACAAAUGUAAAGAAGGCUGCAUUCUUGACUUCGUCAGUGAUGAGGAGUUUCGUAGUCCCAAAGCUCGAAAAGAUUAUUGAUGAGGAAAAGAAGGUUUCACAUUCUUCAUUAAUGGAUGACACGGAGAAAGCCAUAUUGGAACCAGCAAGAAUUAAGGUCAAGCUGAAGGCAGAGAAUGUUGAUAUUUGUUACCCUCCAAUUUUCCAGAGUGGAGGAAGUUUUGAUCUGAAACCGAGUGCUUCAAGCAAUGAUGAUAGCCUUUACUAUGAUUCAACCAGUGUGAUUAUUUGUGCCAUUGGAUCACGAUAUAACAGCUACUGCUCAAAUGUUGCUAGAACUUUUCUGAUCGAUGCCAAUGCCUCGCAGAGCAAGGCUUAUGAGGUUCUUCUUAAUGCACAAGAAGCAGCAAUCAGUAAUUUGAAAUCUGGGAACAAGGCCACAAGUGCAUAUCUGGCUGCACUAUCAGUAGUUGAGAAGGAUGCUCCGGAAUUGGCUGCAAGCUUGACGAAAACUGCAGGAACCGGAAUUGGCCUCGAGUUUCGUGAAUCCGGACUUAGUCUUAAUGCCAAAAACGAGAAAGUUCUAAAACCAGGCAUGGUUUUCAAUGUCUCCCUUGGAUUCCAUAAUUUGCAGGCAGAGACCAACAACCCAAAGACCGAGAAAUUCUCCGUGUUGCUAGCAGAUACUGUUAUUGUUGGUGAAAAGGUCCCAGAAAUAGUUACCAUAUCAAGUUCUAAAGCUGUUAAGGAUGUAGCUUACUCGUUCAAUGAGGAUGAGGAAGAAGAGGAGGAACGGCCAAAAAUCAAAGCUGCGGCUAGAGGUGGUGGGGCUAACCAAUCAAAGGCGACACUUAGGUCAGGCAACCAGGAGAUGUCAAAGGAGGAGCUACGAAGGCAGCACCAGGCAGAACUAGCCCGCCAGAAAAACGAAGAAACUGCCAGAAGGCUUGCUGGUGGGGGUUCCAUGGCAACAGAUAAUCGUGGUACUGGGAAGACAAUAGGUGAUUUGAUUGCUUAUAAGAAUGUCAACGAUCUGCCCCCUUCGAGAGAUUUGAUGAUUCAAAUCGAUCAGAAGAAUGAGGCCAUCUUAUUGCCAAUUUAUGGAAACAUGGUCCCUUUCCAUGUAGCCACAGUGAAGAGUGUGUCCAGCCAGCAGGAUAGUAACCGAAAUUGCUACAUCCGUAUAAUUUUCAAUGUACCUAGCACCUCUUUUAGCCCGCAUGACUUAAACUCUGUUAAGUUCCAAGGGUCAAUUUAUCUGAAGGAAGUUUCAUUCCGCUCCAAGGACACAAGGCAUAUCAGUGAAGUGGUACAGCUGAUUAAAACCCUUCGAAGGCAGGUUGCCUCCAGGGAGUCUGAAAGAGCUGAAAGGGCCACGUUAGUUACGCAGGAAAAGCUGCAAGUUGCAGGAGCUAAAUUCAAGCCUAUAAGAUUAUCUGAUCUUUGGAUUCGUCCUCCAUUUGGUGGUCGUGGAAGAAAGUUGACUGGCUCACUAGAAGCCCAUGCAAAUGGGUUCCGGUAUUCUACCUCAAGGCCUGAAGAACGUGUUGAUGUUAUGUUCCGAAACAUCAAACAUGCGUUUUUCCAGCCCGCAGAGAAAGAAAUGAUCACUGUGCUACACUUUCAUCUGCACAAUCACAUUAUGGUGGGAAACAAGAAAACUAAGGAUGUGCAAUUUUUUGUUGAGGUGAUGGAUGUGGUCCAGACACUUGGUGGUGGAAAGAGAUCUGCCUAUGACCCAGAUGAGAUUGAGGAAGAGCAGCGUGAGAGGGAUCGGAAAAAUAAAAUUAAUAUGGACUUUCAGAACUUUGUGAACCGCGUACAUGAUCUGUGGGGUCAACCUCAAUUCAAAGCACUUGACCUUGAGUUUGACCAGCCCUUGAGAGAGCUUGGCUUCCAUGGGGUACCCCACAAGGCUUCAGCUUUCAUUGUCCCUACUUCUAGCUGCCUGGUUGAGCUGGUAGAGACACCAUUUGUGGUUAUAACUCUGAAUGAGAUUGAGAUUGUUAACCUGGAGAGAGUUGGUCUUGGGCAGAAGAAUUUUGAUAUGACUAUUGUGUUCAAGGACUUCAAGAGAGAUGUCUUUCGAAUUGAUUCUAUCCCUUCAACAUCGCUAGAUGGCAUCAAGGAGUGGCUAGACACGACUGACCUGAAGUAUUAUGAAAGCAGAUUGAAUCUAAACUGGCGUCCUAUAUUGAAAACUAUCACUGAUGAUCCGGAAAAAUUUAUUGAGGAUGGUGGAUGGGAAUUUUUAAAUAUGGAUAUCAGUGAUUCAGAUUCUGAGAACUCGGAGUCAGACCAAGGAUAUGAGCCAUCUGAUGUACAGUCUGACUCAGUAUCAGAUGAUGAAGCUGAUAGCAGCGAGUCAUUGGUUGAAUCUGAGGACGAUGAGGAAGAAGUCUCUGAAGAAGACUCAGAGGAGGAUAAAGGAAAGACAUGGGAAGAGUUGGAGAGGGAGGCAACCUAUGCAGACAGGGAGAACGGGGAUGACUCAGACAGUGAGGAUGAGAGGACAAGAAGGAAGGUGAAGGCUUUUGGAAAGGCUCGGGCACCUGACAAGAGGAAUCGUGGCGGCAGCCUUCCCAAGAGGGCAAAAUUAAGGUGAAAGUAAGGGAUGUGGUGCCACCUUCUUAAAAGAAAUCCUGGUAGUGGACUGGAGAGAGUUGCUCUCUAUUUGAUGCCACCAGUUGUAUAUGAAGUAGGACGACUUUGUAAAAGGCACCUUCGUUUCCAACGUGUUUGAAAAAAGCUCAAUUUUUUUUUUUUUUUUGGGUCGCAUUGUGUGUUGAAGGAACUUGCUAAAAGGAACUCAUCUUGUAAAAUAGUGAGAAUUAAACAAUAAAGUUAUACUACA